AUGUCACAGCUCUCCGAUCCCACCAUCACCAACAAUCACAAAAACACAACACACACCAACUUUAAUAACACUUCAGACAUCCAUAUGCAAGACACACCUAUACUGACCUCAUCCACACUGAUAUAA
This is a messenger RNA of Acaulospora colombiana, 126 nucleotides long. Lineage: Eukaryota; Fungi; Glomeromycota; Glomeromycetes; Diversisporales; Acaulosporaceae. The record is from the annotation of a GenBank genome assembly.